Molecule: messenger RNA, 3186 nt
Organism: Symbiodinium natans
Lineage: Eukaryota; Dinophyceae; Suessiales; Symbiodiniaceae
Source: the annotation of a GenBank genome assembly
AUGUUGCGCUUGCUUGCGGUGACCGCCUGCCUCGCCAAAGUCGCCAUCGCCACGUGCCCUGACGAUCCGGAGGUGGACCUUUGCGAGACAACCGGUGAAGAGACGGGCUCCGGAUUCCGCAGCACACCAUGGAUGGCGCUGGUGCUGCCCCUCGCCACGGCCCGGCCCAAGGUUGCCACAGGCUUGGCAUUGGCAUUGGCCCUGGUUGUCGGGGCGGAUGCAGCCACCUGCGGCGAGUUGAAGGAUUUCUACAGGACUGAGAAUUGCUGUGGCUCCCCCACCACGGUGUUGAGCAACCCGGUGCCAGGCACUGCAACUUGUCCGUACAACUUCAACAAGCCAGCUUGCAGCACGGCCGAGCCGCAGACGCCUCGCGACCUCUCAACUGGUGCUACGGGCAGCAUGGUGCCGAAGGCGGCCACGCUGACGGAUGCUCAGGCCAACUUCCUGCCGCUGGUGAACGUGCACUUCCACUUGGGGGCUGAGCACAAGAGCGAUGCCUACAACAACGACACCGACGCGAUGGCAUACGACGCGGCCUCCUCCGGCAGGCGCCUUGCCAGCAACCCACGGCCUGGCUUCAUGUGCCCCACGGACACGCUCACGGACGCGCAGAUGACGCCGUACACCUUUCAGCACUGCAAGGGUGACGUGCAGGUUGGCAAGUCCUACGAGGUCCACUACGUGCACUCUUCAGCCGGCACCGACUACAAUGCUUCGGACGACAUGAAUGCGGACCUCCUUGCCGAUGGUUUGGGAGGUGCCGCAAACGGCCGUGGCCUUCUGAACCCUAUGGUCGUGGUGCAGGGCCAGAUCUACCAGAUCGUGAAUGGGGGACCUACCGUGAACGACCUGUUGCACGGCUGGACUGUUGUUGGCCAUGCCAACUCAGUCAUGUACUCAGGGUCAACCACCGGCCAGUCGCACGACAACUCAGUGUGCUCUCCAUACGUCAUCACUUGGCAUGUGGACAAGGAUUGCCACCAGGUUUCUCCCGAGUCUUUCGACAACCUCUGCAAGCAGAUGAAGGACAUGUACGGGAUGUCGGUUGACCUCGAACCCCACGGCUCCCGCAUUCUGGUGUCUUCGACCUACGUGGUGCGCGUCGUGAUGCCAGCAAGCGAUAUGGAGAAACGAGAUUGGUGCUCUGAGGAGUUCGGCGGGUGGGAAAUCGGUCUGCUGAUGUGUUUUGCUCUGAGCAUUUGGCAGACAGAGGAGCGUUUGCAACGAUAUUUUGCCAGGCAGUCGUAUCCAGCCAUGCUGCGCUUGCUUGCCUUGUCCGUGGUUGCGGCGGAUGCCGCCACCUGUGGCGACUUGAAGGAUUUCUACAGGACUGAGAAUUGCUGUGGCUCCCCCACCACGGUGUUGAGCAACCCGGUGCCAGGCACUGGAACUUGUCCGUACAACUUCAACAAGCCAGCUUGCAGCACGGCCGAGCCGCAGACGCCUCGCGACCUCUCAACUGGUGCUACGGGCAGCAUGGUGCCGAAGGCGGCCACGCUGACGGAUGCUCAGGCCAACUUCCUGCCGCUGGUGAACGUGCACUUCCACUUGGGGGCUGAGCACAAGAGCGAUGCCUACAACAACGACACCGACGCGAUGGCAUAUGACGCGGCCUCCUCCGGCAGGCGCCUUGCCAGCAACCCACGGCCUGGCUUCAUGUGCCCCACGGACACGCUCACGGACGCGCAGAUGACGCCGUACACCUUUCAGCACUGCAAGGGUGACGUGCAGGUUGGCAAGUCCUACGAGGUCCACUACGUGCACUCUUCAGCCGGCACCGACUACAAUGCUUCGGACGACAUGAAUGCGGACCUCCUUGCCGAUGGUUUGGGAGGUGCCGCAAACGGCCGUGGCCUUCUGAACCCUAUGGUCGUGGUGCAGGGCCAGAUCUACCAGAUCGUGAAUGGGGGACCUACCGUGAACGACCUGUUGCACGGCUGGACUGUUGUUGGCCACGCGAACUCCGUCAUGUACUCAGGGUCAACCACCGGCCAGUCGCACGACAACUCAGUGUGCUCUCCAUACGUCAUCACUUGGCAUGUGGACAAGGAUUGCCACCAGGUUUCUCCCGAGUCUUUCGACAACCUCUGCAAGCAGAUGAAGGACAUGUACGGGAUGUCGGUUGACCUCGAACCCCACGGCUCCCGCAUUCUGGUGUCUUCGACCUACGUGGUGCGUUCUGAGUACGUCGAGUUGAUGUCUUCGGGUGUCUGCGUCGUGAUGCCAGCAAGCGAUCUGGAGAAACGAGAUUGGUGCUCUGAGGAGUUCGGCGGGUGGUGGGCGGGGGGGGCGGCGCGGCGGGGCUUGCGCUUCUACACCGCACCGAUCAAUGCUGGUAACGAGCGUUUGCAACGAUAUUUUGCCAGGCAGUCGUAUCCAGCCAUGCUGCGCUUGCUUGCCUUGUCCGUGGUUGCGGCGGAUGCCGCCACCUGUGGCGACUUGAAGGAUUUCUACAGGACUGAGAAUUGCUGUGGCUCCCCCACCACGGUGUUGAGCAACCCGGUGCCAGGCACUGCAACUUGUCCGUACAACUUCAACAAGCCAGCUUGCAGCACGGCCGAGCCUCAGACGCCUCGCGACCUCUCAACUGGUGCUACGGGCAGCAUGGUGCCGAAGGCGGCCACGCUGACGGAUGCUCAGGCCAACUUCCUGCCGCUAGUGAACGUGCACUUCCACUUGGGGGCUGAGCACAAGAGCGAUGCCUACAACAACGACACCGACGCGAUGGCAUAUGACGCGGCCUCCUCCGGCAGGCGCCUUGCCAGCAACCCACGGCCUGGCUUCAUGUGCCCCACGGACACGCUCACGGACGCGCAGAUGACGCCGUACACCUUUCAGCACUGCAAGGGUGACGUGCAGGUUGGCAAGUCCUACGAGGUCCACUACGUGCACUCUUCAGCCGGCACCGACUACAAUGCUUCGGACGACAUGAAUGCGGACCUCCUUGCCGAUGGUUUGGGAGGUGCCGCAAACGGCCGUGGCCUUCUGAACCCUAUGGUCGUGGUGCAGGGCCAGAUCUACCAGAUCGUGAACGGGGGGCCUACUGUGAACGAUCUGCUGCAUGGCUGGUCAACCACCGGCCAGUCGCACGACAACUCAUGCGUCGUGACGCCAGCAAGCGAUCUGGAGAAACGAGAUUGGUGCUCUGAGGAGUUCGGCGGGUGGCAGAGACCCAUGAAGUGA